GGCGGGGGGGGGAGAGAAGGAUCGUGGAGAGGGUUCUCUUUCCAUACGUACGUAUUCUCCUUGUUUGUCAAUGACUUGCUGCUUGAGUCGACAUCCUUCAUAUUAUCACUGCUUGGCUGCCGGCUUGCUCGACAUUAUUCGUUGAUAUCUCUGCUUGGCUCGCGGCUUGCUCCGAGUCGAUAUCACCUCGUGGAUAUCACUGCUUGCCUGGCGGCUUGCUCGAUAUCACCUCGUGGAUAUUACUGCUUGACUGGCGGCCUGCUCGAUAUCACGUUCGUUGAUAUCAUUCAUUGCAGCUUUCGCUUGCGAGCGAAGAUGGCAUCUCGGGGGCUCGCAUUCUUACUGGUGGUGUGUUUGAUGCUGCAAGGUGUUUCGGCCUGGCCGGUUGCGCAGAACGGUGACACUGGAAGCACUGUGGUCGCCGUGCAGGACUUGCUGAAGGCACGCGGCUACUCACUUGCUGCCGACGGGAUGUUCGGACCAAUUACCGAGGGGAAAGUCAAGGCCUUCCAAAGUGCAAAUGGACUUGACCCCGACGGAAUCGUGGGUCGGUUGACGUGGCCCAAGCUCAUCUUACAAGUGCAAUUUGGUGACGAAGGGGCUGCAGUCCAUGCUGUCCAGUAUCUCUUGGUGUACAAGUACGGCCUUCUGGCAGGCGCUGGUGACAUUGACGGUGUGUUUGGCCAGAAGACGAAGAAUGCUGUGAUUUCCUUUCAGUCUAGGAAAGGAUUGACUCAGGAUGGAAUAGUUGGUGCCAUAACCUGGGAAGCACUGGUCUCCUAGUCACGUGGGUGAGAGGAAUUAUCAGAGGAAGUGGCCUUAACUCGGUUUUGAAUAGGGUUGUGUGGAGGAAUCGACCAAUCUUGUUCCGUCGUUCGCGGAGGCAGGUGGGGUAGUUGCUAUGAGGAGGCAGCACCGAGAGACCAGUUUUGAAUUUACUUUAGGGACAAGAAAUCUCAGUGAAACUUACUAACGUGAAGAGGAAGAGGAUUGAUUGACUUGGCAUGGGCGGUGCGAUGGUACCCUGGCAGUAAAUCCUUCGCAGUUGGGAAGCAAUCAAUGCUACAAACCUACCGCGGAUCAAUUUCUGUUGUGACGAAUGCAUGGGACCCUGGGCCCGUUUCCCAGCGAGUGUUACUCUGCACUUAAAGAACAGAGCCAUCACGUGACGGCACGAUCUCCAUCUCUGAGGUCCUCUUACCCCUUUGUGAUGGACUCAUGCAACUCUAUGUUUGUUUACAGAAAGAACUAAGCGUGAAAAAGGGUCCUCUCCAGGUAUCUAUUGAUUGCACAAUGUCACUUUUUCAGGGACAGGGGAACAGGCUUGUCUUGACAAUACAAGCACCGCCUGUUCAAAACCGUCGGUGAGGAUGUCUCACUUGUCUAUGUUCCAUGGGGAUCUAUCGUAUUCGUGUGGAUGUGGCAUAUCCAUUCUCGCUAUAAGCUUUUGCUUUUUCUUUCUUUCUUUUCCAAUGAUGUGCAUGUGGCAUAUUCAUUUUACGUAUUUGUUUUUUAAUUAAACCACCAGUACCUUUCCCCGCUUGAAAAACAAAUGCCCUUUGGUUAA
Messenger RNA from Chara braunii, 1567 nucleotides. NCBI's taxonomy places the organism in Eukaryota, Viridiplantae, Streptophyta, Charophyceae, Charales, Characeae. The record is from the annotation of a GenBank genome assembly.